GGAUUGGUCUCGAUGGAGGAGUGAGACGCUGAGAAGAGCGACAGAAACCAGCAGCAGAGUGGAGUGACAAACUAACGGGGUUGAAGACACAGAGUUGGAAGUUUGAGGGAGUUUGUGAUGUGGAGGUUUACCUUGAACCCCUGAGAACACCUCCCUCAGCCCCACCCACACCUCCAUCAGCCCCGCCCACACCUCCCUCAGCCCCACCCACAACUCCAUCAGCCCCGCCCACACCUCCAUCAUGGCUGACAACAAACGCUCAGGUGUGCCUUCCCCCGCCUUCUCUUCGCCUGCUCACCACAAUGGUGGGAUUGGGGGGGCGGUACCCAAAAGUCCUAUGACCUCUCACCAAAAUGGCAGUCUGGACCCAGGACCAGGACCCCAAAGUCCCAGUAACACCAGUAGCAGGAUGUUGACCUCCACGUCACCCCUGAGGACUCUCAGGACUCUUGGAGGCCUGGUGAAUCCAGCAGGUACUGGCCCCGAAAGCAGCUCCACCAGACCCCGGGGUCAGAGCCUUGGCUCUGCUUUGAGCUCCAGAAUGAGAAUCGCAACGCCAAGAAGCAAGCGCAGGAGCGGCCAGCAGGAGGAGCCGGAGGCCCUGUUGGACCUGAUUCUGGAGUCUCAGUGUCAGAGACUGGAUGACCAAAGAGCCAGCCUCAGUCUGCUGCCUGAUCCAGGACCAGAUACUCUCUGUGGGGCCUGCAGUCCAGAUCACCCCCCUGUGCCCAGCCUGGACUUCUACUACAUGCUCAUACACUAUCAGUCUGACAGGAUGGAGGACCAGAGGUGUUCCCUCCCAGACCUGGAUGAUGUGCUCAGUCCGGUUCCUGAGGGUCAGGAGGACUUCUUCUCUUUGGUCCAGAGAGUCCAGUCCAGGAGGAUGAACGAGCAGCGAGCUUCACUGCUGCUGAGAAACAGCGAGGAUGACCAGGACGCACACUCAUCAUCCCUCCAUCAUCAUCAUCAUCAUCACUGAUGAAGACCAGAGUCUGGUGGGGGUGGAGUGACUGACUUCUAGUUCCAUUUAAGGAGUAGCAUCUGUUGUUGUGUUGAGUCUGGAUCUGGAUCCCCAUGGCUUCAGGAUUUGGACUGAAACCAGAAUCCAGACCCCAGUGAUGUGGAUCCUGAUGAUCCUGAAGGCUUUCAGGUCUGAGUCUUCCAGAGCCCGGACUCAGACCCCAAGAGGUCGGGUUCAGUAGAGACUGAAGGAUUUAGUUUGAACUGCUUUCAGAAAUAAUCUCCAUUUAUACUAAUACACCUGUAACACAUAUCACAUGACCAGGUGUCAACAGGAAGCAGAGCGUUGGUUUCUUUAGGAAAUCCUUCAGCAGAAGAAGAAAAGUCCGAGCAGAGGUUUCUGAAACUGACUCUGAGGUGGGAAAGUUCCUGAAAUAGUGGUUUGGAUGUUUGGAAGUUGUUUUAAAGCAAGCUUGGUGACAUUAGAAUAGUACUGGAAGUGUUAUACAUCAGCAAAGGACGCCAUGGAGAACACGUGAAGUCUGUCCCAGCAAACAUGCCCGUGCAGGCCCACAGUGGAUAGGUGUGGGUCAACUCAGCCCGCACAUGGCCCACAGCAGAUUUGCCCUCUUAGGAUGCCAAGAGGGAAUUCUGUGGGCAACCCACUGUGGGCUUGCCCACACAAAACCCAUGUAGAGGCCAUGCUUGCAGGGGUGAGCCAAGGUUUGACUUGAUCAGAAGGUGAACGUGGAUGUCCCUGUAAUGCUGGGGUAGCGUAAAAGUAGUGAAGGUUAACGAGACGUAUCCGUGCAGAAGUGGUUGAGGUUGGAAGGACUGCUGAAACCCUCACAGGUUCAGGACACUAAUCAUUAAGUCAUGUGGUUGAUGCCUGUCAUAGUAUAUCUGAAGGCACCUCUGAAGAUGGGAGGAGGUGGGCUCCGCAGCCAGAUUCUGGUAGUUGUGGGAUUUCUUCAGGUCUCAGCUGGCACCUGGAGACGGAAGUUUGUCGACCCAGACUUUCAGCUCUAAGAGUGCUGGCACUGUAAAUGAAAAUUGUCUGUUUUAAUGAGUUAAUUAACUUUAUUAGCUGUAGCUCCUCUCAGCAUCAGUACCACCACCGCCAUGACAGCCAUUUACUUCCUGUUCAUUCUGUGGUCCCUAACCCAAACUAACAUGUUGACUGAAUGCAUUUCAACAGCAUACCUCCUGUGAUGCAUUCACUGACCUGUGUUUCUCAUGUUUCACUUCAUCCCCAAUUUUCUUCUGCUUCUGAACAGCGGCAGCAGAGGAUUGUGGGACCUGUUUUUUUUUGUUUGUUUUUUUUGUUUGGGCUCAAACUGCAGGGUUACAUCAUCACACUGAGCUACAUGUAUGUAUUUCACAUGUUUUAGUUCUCAUGAUACUAAAUAUGACUUAAAGUAGACACGAUCCUGAUCAGAUGCCCAAUCAGCGGCUGGAAUCUCAUCCUGCACCUCUGACCUGUGACCUGUACCUGGACUGUGUCCUGUCUGUCUCCUGUUUAACCCCGUAGUGACCUGAGUCUGUAGUAACCGAAUAGACAUUUAACCUUCUGGUGAUGAUUUAAAGUGUUUCUCUAACAAACAUCUCUUUCAAACACACGGAUCAGACAGUCGUGAUAUCUCCCAUGUGUAAACACCUGACAUGCUUACCAACCAGAGGAGUCCGUCUGGACCCGAAGCCUCUCUUUGGCCUCUGACUUCUGUAAACUGGAAUGUUUGAUCAUAAAGAGAGAUGUCACUUCCUGUGUGAGAGGAUCAAAUAAAG
Archocentrus centrarchus (flier cichlid) is the source of this 2745-nucleotide messenger RNA. RefSeq lists its product as uncharacterized. Gene Ontology annotation, molecular function: GDP-dissociation inhibitor activity; G-protein alpha-subunit binding. The record is from RefSeq and is a predicted model, not a curated record. Gene Ontology annotation, biological process: establishment of mitotic spindle orientation. NCBI's taxonomy places the organism in Eukaryota, Metazoa, Chordata, Actinopteri, Cichliformes, Cichlidae. The transcript has 4 exons. Gene Ontology annotation, cellular component: cell cortex. Bases 242 to 979 code for a protein of 245 amino acids.